GUAAUUGCAACACAUUUUGAUUUUGCCUACACUGCAACAUUCUCACUUUGACCUCGACACGGCUACUCACACACACAAACCUUGCAUUGCCGGUCGGGCAUUCCCCCUUCAAGUCCUCCAGCCACCCUGUCGGUACCCCAUUUUUACGCUACCACGGUCGUAGUACCGAGGAGUCAAAACACCUCCGAACCCAGGUCGACCCAGGUCGACCCAGUCACUUUGUGAUCCACACCGUAACCCACCGAUACGACGACAGGUGCCACCCAUCGUCCAUUCACCCUUGGCACACCGAGCUGUCCCGACACGCCCGAAUCCCAGUCCCGGGGAUUUUCGCCAUCCAUCCUUCAAUCUGGUAUCCAAGAAAGCACGGGGAAGGGGCAAAUUUGGUCUUUGGUCGCUCCGGAUCCUUGAUUCCUCGUGGAUUGAAAUACUCACACUCCCCCCACAAACCGCCAUUCCUGAAGCCCUUCUGCCAUAACACAUCUACACACCGUCGACACACCUUCAACACCCUCAAAAUCCUCCCUCUCGACUCUCAAACACUCUCGUGUGUCCAAGAAACAAUCCCCCGGCACUCCCACCCAUACCAAUUACCGGCCUACCACUUUACCUCAACUCGGUCAUUUUCCCCGACCGCCGCUCAACCCUGACUGCUGACAUACAUUGCAUCACCACCCGAAAACAGUCAGCGCGUCCUCCCAUCCGAUACCCUGGCUGCAAACAGAGGAUAUCACCCACCGACUUUUACACAGUCAAAACACCUUCACCAUCUUCCACGUUCUUCAUCUACUCUCUGUCGUCAUCCUGUCGACGCCAUGUAUUUCUCAUCGCCCACUAGCAACAUUACUCCUGCAUCCACAUCAGUAGCCAUGUCGAGAUCAGAUUCACGCGACACCACCUACUGCAACGCCAACACGUACUCAUACGCUGCUACCAGCGCGUAUCUGGCGUUGAGCAAUGCAUCCCCCAACUCACAACCACUCAUGAGGUCAGAUAGCAGCUCAUCAAGUACUGCAUCGCCACUCUUCUCUGCCACCACCAUGCGACGAGACAGCAGCAACUCCAGUUGGCUACCCAGCCCAUACCGAUCAUGUCUCUCAUCCUUUGGCGCAGAACCCAGCUCCUAUCUCUCUGAUGACGACCUUCUCUGCUCUGCCGAUGAGUUGUCUCUUCCCGUCGAGACCAUCCCCACCCCCACUCCCAAGAAGGAACUCACCACCGAAGAGCAAGUCGCCAUGUUACGUGAGCUUCAAGAAAAGGAAGCCGCCUACCACCACCACCAUCACUCGGCACAUCAAUCCGAGUCACGACGCAAGGUCGUUCGCUUUGCUGGCCCCACCGAGGGCUCAUCCAGAAGGUCUAGCACCGUCAAACGACGACAGACUUCGGUCAGAAAGGGACUCAACCACCUCAAUGGACCUCAGUAAUUGUGCAUGCACUACAUUGCAUUGCAUUAUCAGGUCGAGGCUGGCCCUCACCGGACAUCAUCCAUCUGUUUGAUCAUUUGACUUGCUUUACCUUGUUUGCCUAGCGAGCGUGUGCAGCGAAAUUUUUAAUCCUCCUACGGGAUUUUGGGCAUUUCCAAGCGUGCAUAUUUGCAUCAUCCAUCGACCCAAGGGCGAUGUCGAUAUGGAAAUGGAAUGGGUUAUGGACAACGAAGCUUAUGAGCUUCCAUUAUUGCGAUUCAUGAAUUGGUCGAGUACGCUCCCAAUCAGUAUUAUUACUUAGUGACAAUUAUAUGAUUAUACCAC
Molecule: messenger RNA, 1751 nt
Organism: Exophiala mesophila
Lineage: Eukaryota; Fungi; Ascomycota; Eurotiomycetes; Chaetothyriales; Herpotrichiellaceae
Exons: 1
Coding region: 816-1427 (203 amino acids)
Source: RefSeq, a predicted model, not a curated record